Molecule: messenger RNA, 378 nt
Organism: Nipponia nippon (crested ibis)
Lineage: Eukaryota; Metazoa; Chordata; Aves; Pelecaniformes; Threskiornithidae
Source: RefSeq, a predicted model, not a curated record
AUGGCUCUGCGCCUCCUCCUGCCACUGCUCCUGCUGGCCGCUACCCUCCUCAUCGCUCAGGCUCAAGGCAUUGGCAGCUCGGCCUUGGACUGCUGCCUGAAGAACAGCCAGAAAGUCAUCCCCAGCAGCUGGGUGAAGUCCUACAGCCUCCAGGGACCCAAGUCGGGAUGUUUACUGCAUGCUGUCGUGUUUACCAUCAAGAGGAACAAGAAAAUCUGAGCCUCUCCCACUGACCCCGUGGCCCUGCCUGGGGUCUGCCACCAUCUUGAGAGCGGAGAGGAAGUGGAGAAAUGGCUGGUGGGCGAUAGGGACUCCCACCCUUCCUGCCUCAGGGUCUUCCCCAGUUCCAGCAAUCCCUUGGCACCCACCCUGUCCUAG